AAAACUGUCAGUGGUGACCUCUCUGCCGUUUCCGUUCCUUUCAACCCACGUUCUUCUAGGCCUCGUGUCUUUUCCGCUUUGUCAAAAUGGGUAUUGAUAUUAAUCAUAAGCAUGACAGGAAGGUGCGGCGUACGGAACCGAAGUCGCAAGAUGUGUACUUACGACUUCUCGUCAAGCUGUAUCGGUUCCUAGCAAGAAGAACAAAUUCCAAAUUUAACAAGAUCAUUCUGAAGCGACUCUUUAUGAGUAAAAUUCAUCGACCGCCUAUAUCUCUUGCGCGUGUUGUGCGAUUCAUGAAAAAGCCGAACCGAGAGAAGUGUAUUGCUGUAAUCGUUGGUACCGUCACUGACGAUGCUAGAAUUUUUGAAGUUCCCAAAUUGACGGUAUGUGCUUUACGUGUGACCACGAAAGCUCGGGCGCGCAUUUUGAAGGCCGGCGGUGAGAUCAUUACGUUCGAUCAGUUGGCUUUGCGAGCCCCAACCGGCAAGCGCACGGUUCUGAUGCAGGGUCCACGCAAGGCUCGCGAAGCUGUGAAACACUUUGGUCCAGCACCUGGUGUGCCGCAUUCGCACACGAAACCUUACGUGAGAUCCAAGGGUCGGAAGUUCGAGAGAGCAAGAGGCCGUAGACGCAGUUGCGGUUAUAAAAAAUAAACUUCUCACACUCUUAUUCGACACUCAAUUGCAAUCUUAUUUUAGACUGUUGAGUGUGAAUGGUAAAUAAACUUAAGUUAUACAAUAACUUUGUUUUUUUCUUUUUUAUCUUCUACUGUGCAUAUAUAUAUGUAUGUUGAGAAAUGCUUAUCACACUUGUGAAACAAUUUUUUAUACAUACUUUAUAGUUUCCGAGAGACUUGACCAACAAUCGCACAUGUAGAAAUGAGAAUUUCAAAUAGAGCAUAUGAAUUUUGCCCAAA
Messenger RNA from Pseudomyrmex gracilis, 916 nucleotides. Its product is annotated as 60S ribosomal protein L18. Lineage: Eukaryota; Metazoa; Arthropoda; Insecta; Hymenoptera; Formicidae. Bases 87 to 653 code for a protein of 188 amino acids. Gene Ontology annotation, cellular component: cytosolic large ribosomal subunit; ribosome. Gene Ontology annotation, molecular function: structural constituent of ribosome; RNA binding. Gene Ontology annotation, biological process: translation. The transcript is spliced from 4 exons. The record is from RefSeq and is a predicted model, not a curated record.